Pyrus x bretschneideri (Chinese white pear) is the source of this 1605-nucleotide messenger RNA. RefSeq names its product NDR1/HIN1-like protein 6. The transcript has a single exon. The record is from RefSeq and is a predicted model, not a curated record. Bases 220 to 951 code for a protein of 243 amino acids. NCBI's taxonomy places the organism in Eukaryota, Viridiplantae, Streptophyta, Magnoliopsida, Rosales, Rosaceae. Gene Ontology annotation, cellular component: plasma membrane.
UCCAUCCAUCAUCCACCAGACCAUCAUUCAAUCGAAGAAGAAGAAAGAUCAAGUACCUCUCUUUCUUCUUCGAUCUCCAAACUUACCAAGGUUGUACGUCCAAUCUAUGCAUGCACAUGCGUGCACAUUAAGUAAUUGAAGGGUUACGUAGGUAAUACGUUCUUGAUUCAAUUGCUAUCGCAACCUAGGUAGUCGUACCAUCGAAAUUUAUCAAAUAUUAUGCACCCCGGCCCCAAUCACCCUCCGCCAUACGUGAUGCUCCAAGAUCAAGGCCAUCCAGGUCCCCAUGGCCGCAAUCCUCCUCGCUUUAAUGGCCAAUACCGUCCCAACGGGCACCGCAAAAGCAGUUGUCUGAGAUGCUACUGUUGUUGUUAUUGCUGCAUCUUCAUAACCCUAGUGGUGAUCAUUGCAGCCGUGGUCAUCAGCCUAAUAAUUAUCAAUCCCAGUGUGCCCAAAUACAGUAUCAAUGACUUCUCUGUCAAGGCAUUCAACGUCACCCCUGAUUUCAACCUCCACGCGCAAUUUAUGGUCACGGUAAAAGCUGUGAAUCCCAACAAAAAAAUCUCCAUUAUAUAUGAGAAGGGCAGCAUCGUGCAGCUCAAGUAUUCCGGGAUGAAGCUUUGUACCGGUGUGGUCCCACAUUUUCGUCAACCGACGAGCAAUACCACCAUGAUCAACGUGAAUUUGAACGGAGACUUGAAAGGGAAUGACUUUCAGGGAUCCACUGGGGAGUCACUUAUGGAGAAAAUCAAGAGUAGCAGGGUCCCUUUGACUGUUUCGGUUAGGGUACCGGUCAAUGUAGGGCUUGGGAAAUACAAUAUGUUGCUGAAUCCAAUCGGGAUUUACGUCGAUGCCUCCAUGGUUGUCAACAAUUUGUCCCAGCCAGAUAAGAAAGUACAGAUUUCAGACACUAAAUAUGACUUUAAUUUUGGAUUUAAGUUCAAAAAAUGAUAAUCCACAUAAAUGUCAUAACUUUGAUUUCAGAAAAAAUUUACAAGGUGUGGGAAGUUAAGCAUUAGGCAAGCUAUUUGCUAGCUCGCUAGCUGCUUAAUUUCUGCUGAGGAAGAUCGAUUGUAUGGUCAGUUAAAGUGUGGUUCUUGCACACAACAAAAUUUCCCUCCUUUUUCUUUCAAAUGUAGAUAGAUUGCAUAUCAUUGAAGAAGAUUUCAUGUUAAAGAGUUUGUGUAAAGGGAUUUUGGAUGUGCUCUCUAGCUUUGAUUGAAACCUUGUUGGUUUUGAGUUUUUGAUGGAAGCUCUUGACAUUAAUGUAAUAAUAUAUUAUCGUGUAGGCUAUUUUUUAAAUAAAAAUUUGAAAUUUGUAGUUGAUUAUAUUAAUGAGAUUUUAAAUUAAGCCCAUAAUUUGUGGAAUUAAAAAUAUUAAAGGUUAUAUUAAAGCUGGUAAGUCUAUUUGGCUAUGGUCAGGGGAGGCUGAAAUGUCUAUGUGAGUCUUCUCGGCCCUCGAAAUGAUGGAUAACCAUGGCUUGCCACUAGUUAUCCCCCUUUAAAAAAAAAUGUAUUUUAUGUAUAUAUAAACAUGAGUAUAUUCAUCAAAAUUAACCAAAAAAAUUAUUGUACCAAAGCAUGGGUACAUUUUUCAAAAACCAA